Messenger RNA from Teleopsis dalmanni, 1317 nucleotides. Its product is annotated as opsin Rh2-like. Lineage: Eukaryota; Metazoa; Arthropoda; Insecta; Diptera; Diopsidae. Gene Ontology annotation, molecular function: G protein-coupled receptor activity. Gene Ontology annotation, cellular component: membrane. The transcript has 5 exons. The record is from RefSeq and is a predicted model, not a curated record. Bases 184 to 1314 code for a protein of 376 amino acids. Gene Ontology annotation, biological process: G protein-coupled receptor signaling pathway; visual perception; phototransduction.
CAUCGCACAAGUUCAAAUACCAUUCGAACCAGGGGAAACAGCAUAGUUCGGUUUCAGCAACGGUUCCUGCAUAAAUGUGAGCUCAUUAAAGUGUUUUUAAUAAUGUGAAAAAUAACGUACGGAAAAAUAAAUAUUUAACUCAAUAAUAGUAAAAUUAAAAAAAGUAGAAGUGAAUUAUUCAAAAUGGAGCGUUAUUAUGGCAUGUCAAUGGAUAUUUCCAGUCCAAGAUUUGAAGCUCAGUCAGGAAAUGGAUCCGUGUUGGAUCGUGUUACACCCGAUAUGAUUCAUUUAGUCAAUCAAUAUUGGAGUAGAUAUCCACCGUUAGAGAGUAAAAUGAGUCAGAUAUUAGGUGUGUUUACAGUUGCUAUAACACUUAUGUCAAUAUGUGGUAAUUUUAUGGUACUCUACAUAUUUGGUGGUACUAAAUCGUUGCGCACUCCAGCAAAUUUAUUGGUUAUAAAUUUGGCUUUCUCUGAUUUUUGUAUGAUGAUUUCACAAUCCCCAAUAAUGGUUAUUAAUUUUUAUUAUGAAACUUGGAUAUUGGGUCCAUUGUGGUGUGAUAUCUAUGCAGUCUGUGGUUCAAUGUUUGGUUGUAUUUCGAUAUGGUCUAUGUGCAUGAUAGCAUUAGAUCGUUACAAUGUCAUUGUGAAAGGUGUUAGUGGACGUCCAAUGACUAUUAAAUUAGCUGUUCUGAAAAUAUUUGCCAUCUGGUGCUUUGCUACUUUUUGGACAAUUACACCAUUGUUCGGGUGGAGCAGAUAUGUACCUGAGGGUAAUUUAACCGCAUGCACCAUUGAUUAUAUGUCACGCAGUUGGAAUCCACGAACUUAUCUCAUCUUUUACUCCUGUUUUGUAUAUUAUACCCCGCUUUUGUUGAUUUGCUAUGCGUACUGGUAUAUAAUAGCUGCCGUCUCGGCUCACGAGCGUGCAAUGCGUGAACAAGCAAAGAAAAUGAAUGUGCGAUCAUUACGUUCCUCUGAAGAUUGUGAGAAAAGUGCUGAAGCAAAAUUGGCUAAGGUAGCAUUGACUACUAUAUCACUAUGGUUUAUGGCUUGGACACCGUAUUUAAUUAUAACAUACCAUGGACUUUUUAAAAUCGAUGGCUUAACACCUCUUACUACAAUUUGGGGAGCUACUUUUGCAAAAACCAGUGCUGUUUACAAUCCGCUUGUAUAUGCUAUAAGCCAUCCAAAAUAUAGAAUUGUUUUAAAGGAAAAAUGUCCUAUGUGUGUAGUGGGCUCAACAGACGAACCAAAACCUGAGGGACCAAACUCAGAAGUACAAACGGUAUCGGAAGCUGAGUCAAAGGCUUAAACA